UGAGUUAGACUGGACCUGUGAGGUUAACAUGCUGCUGCUUAUGUUCCUCAUCCUUCAUCUUUAUCUACAGGUGCUCGUCACUGCAUCUUCAUCCUCCUCUGAGGAAGAUGGGAGCAGCGAGAGGGAUGAUGGGGAACACAGUAAAGGUUCUUCUCAUCAGCACCAGUGGGGUUACCAUGAUCAGGAACGAUGGCUAUCUGCAUUUGAGCACUGCAGGGGAAAGUCUCAGUCUCCAAUCAACAUAGACACUCGUAAGGUUUUCUAUGAGCCCAGACUCCCUGCCAUUCAGCUGGAGGGUUAUGAUCUCACCGGCUCGCCCGCUCUCACACUCUUCAACAACGGACACACACUGCAGCUGAGCCUGCCGAGCAGCAUGCGCAUCGUGACGGGCUUUGACCAUGUGUACGUCGCAGCCCAGCUUCACUUUCACUGGGGAACUACAGCGGACCCUGGCUCAGAGCACACCGUGGAUAAAGUACAUUUCCCUGCUGAGAUCCACGUGGUUCAUUAUAACUCCAAAUAUGCAAAUCUGAUCGAGGCUGCUAGUAAAGCUGAUGGAUUGGCAGUGUUAGGAGGAUUUAUAGGUAUUGGCCUGCAUGAAAAUGACAACUAUGAAAAGAUCCUGUCUGCUUUAAAAGACAUCAGCAAAGAGGAGUCAAACACUGAGAUUCCUGGUUUUAAUGUGCGCCAUCUUCUGCCAAACAGCCUGGAGGGGUUUUACAGGUACGCCGGGUCCCUGACGACCCCUCCCUGCUUUCAAACGGUCAGCUGGACUCUGUUCAAUGACUCGAUCAGAGUGUCAAGAAGACAGCUAGCGGCAUUGGAGGACUCGCUGAAGACUGAACACAACAAGCUUCUGUCCAAAAACUUCAGAGCGCCACAACUUCUGCACGGGAGAAAAGUGCUGACAUCUUUCCGCACGGCAUCCACUACGGGAAAAGCCAGAGAAGCUCCACGGCUUGAAACACACGGCAGCGGUGUAAUGAAAACUAGUGGCGCCAAAUGGCACAUCCUGGCCAUAACGUUUGGGGUUCUCUUCGCCGUCACAUUGCUGGUCUUCUCCAUGUACACAUAUCGACAGAAGAAAAAGUACUCAAAGUUUAAAAAAGACUCCAAGCAAAAUGUUAUUUAUAAACCAGCAGCCAAAGACACAGAUCCAACCUCUGUUACCGUAACAUGAGCCACGGUUAUUCUGAAACUUUUGUCUUGUUUGUUUGUUUGAGGGACGAGUCUUGAAAGUGAGAUUUUGGAAUGAAUUUUCCAAACAAAAUAUGGUUUGCAAACUAGUAGAAGUGAUCAAUCUUAUUAUGUUGUGUAGUUGUAUGUUCUGGUAUGUUGUGUCACUUUAUGUGUUAACAUACAUUCUUAAAAUAAAGGUUCCAAAAGGGGUUUUCACAGUCAAAGAAGAACUAAUAGAAUGGAAAUAUUCCAUGGAUGAUGAAGGUUCUUUAUUGAACUACAGAUGCCAAUAAAGAACCUUCAUUUUAAGAAUGUAAAGGUGUCUAAUAUUGAAGUUUGUAAAACUAUUUUAGCUUUUUCUUCCAAAAUUAUUCAGAUCAUAAUAUCAAGUAAUAUUUCAUUCAUCCACCCACAAAAUGUAUUGUGAUAUUUUAAGUUUCUAAAAUUAGUUCUGAAAAACUCCCAGCCUACAUUCCCACAACCCAGACAGUGACGACUGCCUUCUGAGAGUGGACCACAAACAUGAUUCACUCAUUUUAUGCUGACGAUUUCCACACAGUCUUAAUGUGAAGCUGUGUGACGAAUCCUGUAAGCACCGGUAUUGCUUAAGGUGAUUAAACUUUGAAAUCGGAAAGCUC
This is a messenger RNA of Pimephales promelas (fathead minnow), 1817 nucleotides long. RefSeq names its product carbonic anhydrase 9 (gene ca9). Gene Ontology annotation, cellular component: plasma membrane. The record is from RefSeq and is a predicted model, not a curated record. Gene Ontology annotation, molecular function: zinc ion binding; carbonate dehydratase activity. Lineage: Eukaryota; Metazoa; Chordata; Actinopteri; Cypriniformes; Leuciscidae.